This is a messenger RNA of Entamoeba invadens IP1, 873 nucleotides long. RefSeq lists its product as hypothetical. Lineage: Eukaryota; Evosea; Mastigamoebida; Endamoebidae. The record is from RefSeq and is a predicted model, not a curated record. Bases 1 to 873 code for a protein of 290 amino acids. The transcript has a single exon.
AUGUCGUUUUUGAAAAAUUUAUUCAAGUCAACAACGCCAUCCACACAAAAGCAAGACCCGCCACAAAAGAAAAGUAUUAAUGUUGGCAUUGUUUCAUCACAAACGAGAUUUGAUGCGACUUGUACUGAUUUAUUUAAUGAUGUUGACUAUGUGAUCUAUUUUCCUGUCAAAGACAUCUCGAGAGAACUCCAAACUAUUUUUCCAUCAUCUAUUGACACCUCAUACUUCUCAUUUCUUUCACGAAAAGAACUCCCCGAGCAAAACCGGAUUCCACUUGAGGUUGGAAUAACAUUUUCUAUAACACUUCCUCUUGAGAGAAAUACCUUUUUUUUUAUUCCCAAAAUUUUAACGCCGAAACAAGAAGAUUGUUAUGAGUUCCAAAAACUAUUCAUCCCCUUGACACAAAACUAUUCGUUCCCAGAAUCUACUCAACAAAACGCUCUUGAAGAAUCUUUAAAUCAAUACAAAAGUCAAGUCGUUGAGCGAUAUAAUUCUGUUUUACAAUCUUUGGACGACGUCAUUAACUCUCCACUCAAAUCUUGCCCUUUAACUUUACUUUUAAGAUAUUUGGAGACGUUGACUGGCUUUGCAAUCACUUCAGAAAGCUUGAAUAACAUUUUAAAUAACACUUCUGUGCUCAAUGAAAAUGAUUUGAUCCAUACCAUGGAGAUCGCCGACUUGACUAUCAAUAACAUUUUUUAUCCGGGAUGGCUCCUCUCACAAAUGUUAUUAUACGGAUCACUCAACGUUGUUCAUAUCUUCAAUGACUGCGCACUAGUGUGUUCCUGGGACACUGACUUGAAGUGUUUGGUAUUGACAAGUAAGAAGGUUGCAUUUGCAGAGUUCAGUGUUGUUCCACAAGUUGGUGUGUAA